This is a messenger RNA of Mauremys reevesii (Reeves's turtle), 2663 nucleotides long. Its product is annotated as maestro heat-like repeat-containing protein family member 2B. The transcript has 22 exons. The coding region runs from base 1632 to 2663 and encodes 343 amino acids. NCBI's taxonomy places the organism in Eukaryota, Metazoa, Chordata, Testudines, Geoemydidae. Gene Ontology annotation, cellular component: cytoplasm. The record is from RefSeq and is a predicted model, not a curated record.
GACAGACUGAGAGGCCAGCUGCCUAUCAGUACGGGACCUCUUUGGAGAAAGGACUGGAGGAAGUGUGGAGGAAAGAUUAAAACAUGAAUAAAUUUGUGAGUGAGCCGACAGAGCAAAACAGAGUAGACAUUUACUGUGUCCUGGAGAAGGUAUUACAGCAGGACACCAGGGACCUAGAGAGAGGGCUACUGAAGAAAAUAAUAACACUAGCCUUAAACCACAUGAGAGAGACUCAGCAAGCAACAAAUGAAAUAAAAGUGGCAGCUAGCAACACGUUAGUGACUCUGGCACGCUGCUAUUUCAAUAAUGUGAUAUAUGAGCUGAGGUGUCAUCUGAAACCACUGGAGCUGCCUGAAGAGUUUAUUUUAGUUAUGUUGGGCAACCUGUCAUCAGCCUAUGCACUUGAGUGUAUCCCUUUUGUGGGAAUGACCCUGAACGCCAUGUUCUCCAUGUUGGAGUUAGUCAAUGAUGGCAGGAUGAGACAAGCAUUUUGCGGUGUUCUGGAAAAAUGGUCAAGAGCAGUAAAGCUCUAUUUGACUAACUGGGAAAAGUGCCCAUUCCCCAGAACUGGCGAAUUGUGACUCUGCAAUCAUUUUCUUCCCUUGUAUUUUCAUGUGACCAGGAGCUGGUUGACCUGUGAGGAGCCGGAGCUCAAGCAGGCUAUCAUCAAAGCCCUUGAUCCCAUGAUGAGCCUCCUGCUACACAAAGAGGAGCAUCAAGAUCAGCUAUUUGAACCGAUCUCAUGGCUCCUUGAGCAAUAUAAGGAGGACACUGAUGUUUUUCACGUCACCAAGAUCUGUUCUCAAGCUAAGCCGCUCAGCGCGGAAAAUCACAUAGAGCUGGUCUGUUGUAUAGUUCUGCUAGCCUGUUCUUCUCCGGAGGAUCUGAUAGCAUUUCUGCACUCGCAGCUGAAGAUUGAGAAUGAGGCUGUUCAUGUGGCGUCUUUGAAUCUGCUCAGAGCUAUUGUUGGUGCUAACUUUCCCGAGACGAGAUAAAAAGUGUCUGAUUGUGAAGGCAGUGAAAUCCACUCUCAGUGAUCAGAAUGCUACGGUGAGGAAGGCAGUUCUUCAUUUCAUCAGGAGGCUGCUCAGCUCAGAAAGUGUGGAGAAUUGUGCAGCAUGGGAUAUGGUAGAACAUGUUUUCAGGAGUUCAGUGUGUCCACCAGCAAACUGGAUAUUCAGGAAGAAAGCACUAUCCAAACCCUGUGCAUUGACAUCCUGCAAUGUCUGGACACCUCAGUCAGUGGAAUGACCCAAGUAAGCAACCUGUUGCUACUGCUUCUUGAAAUAGGGACGUUCUUCCUUACCUUCCUUGUACCUCUCCUCAGGGAAGUUUUUUGCACAGUCAGCAUAAUGGAGGAACAGCAUUUCAAAUACAUGUCAGGGAUGGUGUGACCCCUUCAUCAUGGAUGAGACUCCCUACACCCCAGGGGCUGCUGGCACGACUCCUGGUAGUAGCCUCAUCCCCUUAUGCAGGAGAAGGACACGGAUGUGCUGCCUUGCAGUUACUACAGGCCCUGCACCACAAUAUCCAUGCAACAGUGGGUGAGAUGUGGGUAGUAAAGAUCCCAUCUCUGCUGCAGUACAUUGAAGGAAACACAGAAUUCCCUGGACCAUGCACGGUGGGAGCACAUGCUGCUUCAGUUCCUAAGAAUAUCUCUGGAGAUGAUAGACGACAGUGCCUGGAGCAGCCAGAUAAGCCUUGAGUUGAGCCAGCAGAUGGCCGGCUACGCCAGCCCCUUGAAAGAGAAGGACUACCACCAUGGGAAAAGAGGCAAGACUCGCAGCACCCUGAUGCUGACAUACAGCAGCAUGGCUGUCCAUGCUCCAAAAGACCAGCUUCUCUCCCGAGUAGAGGCAGACAUCACAGGGAACAUCCUUCACCAUUACAGAGCCAGUUGUCAGGUGCUGGGCAUCACUGUUGGGAACAAGGACAUGUACCUAAAAUUAACCCUCAUCCAGAAUGUCAUGGAGAUUAGCUGUGCCAUCUUGGAGACCAGAGACUCCCAGGAGUUCAAAUUCUCUUACAAACUGGAGCUCCUUGGCUACAUGGUGGACUUCAUUAAAAAGGAACCACUGGAUUCCAUGGCAUCUCCAGUUCGCUACAAGGCAAUGCUUGCUAUUGAACAUCUGAGCAAACUCAAACCAUCUAUGACCUUGGAGAAAAACCGUGAGCUCCUUGAUCAGUGUUUCAAAAGUUUAUUUCCCCUUCCUCCCUUGGAGAAGAUGAAAGAGGAAGCCGAGACAGCAAAGGAUGCUCUGCUUAUACAAUCACUGUACGUGAGGUCCUUGGAAGCCCUUGGCAAGCUAACGAAGGCUUUGCUGGAGGAAGAACCAACCCCCUACAACGUCGGUACCGAGCGCUCAACAGCCUGCAUCUGUGAGGAGCGCUCCUUCGGCUCCGGACCGCUCCGGUACCGCGAAGGAGCCAUGGCACCGACCCUCACUGGCACCGACGUCUGCUCGGCACCGCUCCCUGUCGCCGCGGCCCAGGAAGCAACACAGAGCUCAGGCUGCUUCAGCACCACCCGCACCACAGAAGGAGCACCCGUCGAUGACGGAUCGCCCAGCACCGUCAUCUGCCGCAGCACCACCGAGUGCGACACCGCAGAGUGCGGCACUGUUGAUUCCGGUCCCGCAAGAGCCGUUGAGUCCGGUGCCUGA